Molecule: messenger RNA, 843 nt
Organism: Mercurialis annua (annual mercury)
Lineage: Eukaryota; Viridiplantae; Streptophyta; Magnoliopsida; Malpighiales; Euphorbiaceae
Product: auxin-induced in root cultures protein 12-like
Exons: 1
Coding region: 39-737 (232 amino acids)
Source: RefSeq, a predicted model, not a curated record
UAUAGCACUAUCCUAUUCCUCACCCUCCACUUUCAACAAUGGCAUCUCUCUCAUCAAUUCUCAUUCUCACCCUCUCUUUAACGGUGACAUUACUAAUCUCACCGGCGCACUCACAAAUCUGCGCAUCACAAAAACUCAACACCACCAACCAAUACGCCAACUGCAGUGACCUACCGACCCUCAACGCCACACUACACUACACCUACAACGCAUCAAACUCCUCUCUGUCAAUCGCUUUCACCGCAAAGCCGGCGAAGCCCGACGGAUGGGCAGCAUGGGGCGUUAACCUCAACGGAACGGGCAUGAUCGGCGGGCAAGCAUUAGUAGCAAUGAAAUCUAGCAGCGGUGCCGUGAUUGUCAAGAAAUUUAACCUAAAAUCAUACAGUGAGAUCCUCGAAACGACGACGCUUGGAGUUGAGGUUUGGGACGUGAGUGGAGAGUCCAUGAAUGGGGAUUAUGUGAUAUUUGCGAAGGUUAAAGUGCCGGAGAGUUUGGAGAAGAUGAACCAGAUUUGGCAGGUGGGUUCUUCUGUGAGUAAUGGGUUCCCUAAGAAGCAUGAAUUUGGUCCGUCUAAUUUGAAUUCUAAGGCUACGAUUAAUUUGGUUGCUGUUAAUAAAACUGGUACUACUACUGCUAAUAGUAAUAGCACUGGCUCUGGUUUUAGGGUUCAAGAAUUGAAAAAGGGUUAUCAAGUUGGAUUGCUGUUUGUUGUUGCUUUUUUUAUAAGUUUUUGGUGAUUUUGAGAUUCAGUUUUAGAUCAUUUUUAUUUUAUUUUUAAUACUGUUCUUGUUGUAGUUGAAAAAUUGAGAAUAAUUUAAUAAUUUAUUGCCAUGUUUUAGUGAA